UGUGUGUGUUCACUGAAACCAUAGAGGUAGUCAGGAAGUGGACAAGUUGUUGUGGAAGACUGUCAACAACCCUUAAACCAGGAAAGGAUAUUUUACCUUUUUAUUGCCAUGGCUGAGCGCAGAAUAUCCUCCAUCGAUGGAAAGCUAGCUGAAGAAUUUGCCAUUCCUUCUCAUGUUGAGGAUGUCAAAGAAAAGAUGGCGGAUUUUGCCAUGCGUCACACAGAAGCAGGUCGCAGGGUGGUCCUCAUCACAUCUGGAGGCACCAAAGUUCCCCUCGAGUCCCGCACAGUUCGCUUCCUUGACAACUUCAGCAGCGGCAGACGAGGAGCCGCCUCAGCAGAGUACUUCAUAGAGUCUGGCUAUGCUGUCAUUUUCCUCCACAGGCAUCGCUCUCUCUACCCAUACACACGGAUGUUCUUAACCAUUAACAUGCUGGAUGCCCUGCAGUUCAAGGUCACGGACGGAACAGCUGGUAACCCCAGUGACGUGGUGGUAGACCAGCAGAUGCUUCCAAACAUUGUCAAAGUUCUGAAGCAGUACCAAGAGGUGAAAGAAGGAGGACUUCUUCUGCCCAUCGAGUUCAACACUUUGUCAGAGUACCUUCAUCUACUCAAAGCGGCGGCGCAGGCGCUCCACCCAAUAGGAUCAAAGGCCAUGUUUUACUUGGCUGCAGCUGUGUCAGAUUUCUACAUACCAGCGUCUGAGAUGCCUGAACACAAGAUCCAAUCAUCCAACGGGCCUCUGCAACUCAGCUUGAACAUGGUCCCCAAGAUCCUGUCCCCUCUCGUUAAGGACUGGGCUCCUCAAGCGUUCGUCAUUUCCUUCAAGCUGGAGACGGACGAGUCCAUCCUGCUGGACCGGGCCUGCCGAGCUCUGGACACGUACCGGCACCAGGCGGUGGUGGCCAACGUGCUGGACUCCAGACGGGGUCAGGUGGUGGUCGUGACCCCGCAGACUCAGGUUGAGCUGCGCCUCACAGAGGAGGAGGUGCAGAAGGGGGUGGAGAUAGAGGAGAGGAUAGUGAGCAACCUGACUUCAGCUCACACAAAGUUUAUUAAUCCAGUCAGCCUACAUCUGCCAGAAACUUAAAGUGUCAUCUUAACGGAUCCCGGCAUUUGUGUUCGGAACUGAAGUUUGUGUACCUUCAGUUUUCCAUCUGCUUGCACAAUUAUAGUAAAAAUUAUGAUUUUCUGUUCUUUAAAUGUGUCUCUGUACGUUUUCUGAACAAUAACUGCCUACAUGAUAAGAGUUUUACAUUUUUUAUUCAUAUUGAAAGAAAAAUUUUACAUGUCAUGCCUGCUUUGCCGAACGUUUCACCAGUACUAAUGUUCAGUCUGUACCAUGUGACUAUAUUAAAGCGAGACUACGUGA
Messenger RNA from Nothobranchius furzeri (turquoise killifish), 1371 nucleotides. It is a transcript of the gene ppcs, whose product is annotated as phosphopantothenoylcysteine synthetase. Gene Ontology annotation, cellular component: cytoplasm; nucleus. The record is from RefSeq and is a predicted model, not a curated record. Gene Ontology annotation, molecular function: phosphopantothenate--cysteine ligase activity. Gene Ontology annotation, biological process: coenzyme A biosynthetic process. Lineage: Eukaryota; Metazoa; Chordata; Actinopteri; Cyprinodontiformes; Nothobranchiidae.